AUGACCCUGGUAAUAAGCCUAACUCAUAUAAGGAGGACCCAAUUAACAUGUAUGCUUAGACCUACUUGUGUCAAUCAUAACAGAAUGAAAGCAGACUAGCUAACCUAUAUUGUUAGAAAAGACAGUGGCAGGCGGCAGCUAGCAGGCAAACGGCACGCUGGUAGUGGUGGAGUCCAGUAAAAAAUUUUUUUUUUAUUCUCCGCUGAUUGGCUGACAACUCUCACCUCAUUCAUAAGUGUGGUUUCCCCUAGCAACAAAGAGGCGAAUAGAAAAGGAGCUGGGGUGGAGUCUGUUUUUGUAGUGGAAAUCAAAGACGUGUUGUCAGUGUGCCCGCUGGCAGCAUCUGUAUAUACAACACGUGUAGCGUUUUGAUUAUCAUAAUAUCUAUGCUACGUUUACAUUACAUUCGAGUCAUUAGGAGACACUCUUAUCCAGAGCGACUUGGCUACAAUCAGUACAUUCAACCAAAGGUAGGUAACUAACUGACAGUGGCAGAGAAGCAGGUUGGUUGCCAUGGUCACAGCGAUACGCUAUGUCUGUCCUAUUAAAUGCUCAUCAAAACAUGUUUUGUCUCUCUCUUUUACCUCUCUUUUUGACAUUUUACAGCAAGAUGUUGAGAAGUUUACAGACAUCGAAAAACUCUACCUCUAUCUCAAGUUGCCUUCUGGUCCCAACAAUGGCAAUGAUAAAAGGUAACGUAUUCUCUUUUUCUCUCAUUUAGCUGUAUUUGAUUUGACUUGACGAUUCAAAAGACGUAAAAUAUUACACCAGGCAACAGAUACAGCGCCUUCAGAAAGUAUUCAUACCCCUUGACUUAUUCCACAUUUUGUUGUGUUGCAGCUUGAAUUCAAAAUGGAUUAAAUAUUUUUUUAAAUCUCGCCCACCUACACACAAUACCUCAUAAUGACAAAGUGAAAACCUUUUUUUUUUUUAUUGAAAAUGAAAUACAGAAAUAUCUAAUUUCACACCCCUGAGUCAAUACUUUGCAGAAGCAACUUUGGCAGCAAUUACAGCUGUGAGUUUUUCUGGGUAAGUCUAUAUAGCUUUGCACACCUGGAUUGUACAAUAUUUGCAUUUUAUUCUUAAAAACAUUUUUCAAGCUCUGUCAAGUUGGCUGUUGGAUCAUUGCUAGACAGCCAUUUCCAAGUCUCAAAACUGUAACUAGGCCACUCAGGAACAUUCAAUGUCAUCUCGGUAAGCAACUACAGUGUAUUUUCGGCCUUGAAUUUUAGGUUAUUGUCCUGCUGAAAGGUGCAUUUUUCUCCCAGACUGAAACAGGUUUUCCUCUAGGAAUUUGGAAUUUCUAUUCCAUGUAUUUAUAGCCUAAAAACUUCCCUAGUCCUUGCCGAUGAAAAGCAUACCCAUAACAUGAUGCAGCCACCACCAUGCUUGAAAACAUGAAGAGUGGUACUCGGUGAUGUGUUGGAUUUGCCCCAAACAUAACACUUUGUAUUCAGUAGAUAAAGUUAAUUUCUUUGCCAAAUUUUUUUGCAGUUUUACUUGACAUUUACAUCAUUUAGCAGAUGCUCUUAUCCACUUUAGUGCCUUAUUGCAAACAGGAUGCAUGUUUUGGAAUAUUUUUUAUUCUGUACAGGCUUCCUUCUUUUCACUAUGUCAUUUAGGUUAUUAUUGGGGAGUAACUAAGAUGUUGCUGAUCCAUCCUCAGUUUUCUCCUAUCACAGCCAUUAAACUCUGUAACUGUUUUAAAGUCACCAUUGGCCUCAUGGUGAAAUCCCUGAGCGGUUUCCUUCCUCUCCGGCAACUGAGUUAGGAAGGACACCUAUAUCUUUGUAGUGAGUGGAUGUAUUGAUACACCAUCCAAAGUGUAAUUCAUAUCUUCACCAUCCUCAAAGGGAUAUUCAAUGUCUGCUUUUUACAUUUUUACCCAUCUACCAAUAGAUGCCCUUCUUUGCGAGGCAUUGGAAAACCUCCCUGGUCUUUGGGGUUGAAUCUGUGUUUUCACUGCUCGACUGAAGUACCUUACAUAUAAUUGUAUGUGUGAGGUACAGAGAUGAGGUAGUCAUUCAAAAAUCAUGUUAUUGCACAUAAGAGUCCAUGCAACUUAUUAUGUGACUUGUUAAGCACAUUUUUACUCCUGAACUUAUUUAGGCUUGGCAUAAGAAAGGGGUUGAAUACUUAUUGGCUUAAGACAUUUCAGCUUUUCAUUUCUAAUUAAAUUUGUAAGAAUGUCUAAAAACAUAAUUCCAUUUUGACAUUAUGGGGUAUUGUGUGUAGGCCAGUGACACAUAAUCUAUAUUUAAUCCAUUUUAAAUUCAGGCUGUAACACAACAAAAUGUGGGAAAAAGUCAAGGGGUGUGAAUACUUUCUGAAGGCAAAAUUGUCGAGGAUAUAUACAGUACACAAAAAAAGUAUUCUGUAUCUCAUUGUCCUUUGUAGCCUAUAUUAUUACUGCUGUGCCGAUUGUGGUGCACGUGACAGCUUUCAAUUUGUCUUAGAUUUCAUUUUUUGGGUUGCCUGAUAAUAUUGUUUUACCCGGCUGCUUUUUGAUCACAAGCAGGAUGUAUUAGUUUGACUAAUAUUUCAGUGCAUUUGAAAAGAAAGUGUCUGCAAUUCCUUUGCAUCAAUAUUCACCACUGAUGUCUCUGUCUUCUGAUCUGACGCUUAUGUCCGUUCAUAUAAUCGUUUAUUUGUAUCAUUACGAAGCGAUGAUACUAGUAUAAUGAUUGAUUUGCUAUUAUACCCAGCUUUCUGUGUCCUUAAUUUGUUUCUAUAUAUCACUGUCUACGUACCCAUCACCUCAACAUCACUAGGACUGAGAAUCAGAGAGCCUCCACUCCUGGACUAUGGUACUUACUCCUCUACGUUACACACACACACACACACACACACACACACACACACACACACACACACACAAUUCAUUGAAAGAAAUGGGAAACAAAACCGGAGACUGGCUUUUUACACACUGUCUUGUCUGGUCAAACACAUCACAAGAACAUAUAUGAGUUUGAAGAACGUUUCGCCCCCUCUAAUUUGUUUGUGUUGUUGUAACUUAAACCGUUUCAGUGACCAGAGCGGCAUGUCGUCCAGCCGAACACAGCAGAUGUACGCUUUCAACUGGAUCCGGAAUCACCUAGAGGAGCACCCCGAGACGUCCCUGCCAAAGCAAGAGGUGUACGACGAGUACAAGUGAGUAUGACCUGUACUUAGAGUACAAGUGAGUAUUGACCUGUACUUAGGAUUGCAAAAUAUUCCUGGAGUCAAAAGGCAAUAAGCAGGAAAAUCCUGAAUCCUCCAACCAGGAUUUCCUGGAAAACCUGGGAAUUUUGGGAAAGUUACGGGAAUUUUGCAACCCUACCUGUGUUCUCACACAAAGUGCUUUACAGAUACCCAAAGAGCAAGCAGUGCAGGGGCAGAAAUACAGUGGCUAGGAAUAACAUGUAUAGUAUUGUGAUAAUACAUGUACAUAUCAGUGGAGGCUCCUGAGGGGAGGACGGCUCAUAAUAAUGUCUGGAUCGGAGCCAGUGGAACGGCAUCAAACACAUGGAAACCAUUUGUUUGAUGUAUUUUAAUAUUUGAUACCAUUCCACUGAUUCCGCUCCAGCCAUUACCACGAGCCCGUCCUCCCCAAUUAAGGUGACGCCAACCUCCUGCACUACAGAUUGUAUUGUGAUAAUACAUGUCAUGUCUAUCGUGAAUGUGUUUCAGGAGUUACUGUGACAGUCUUGCUUAUCACCCACUGAGUGCUGCAGACUUUGGAAAGAUCAUGAAGAAUGUCUUUCCCAACAUGAAGGCUCGCCGCCUGGGCAUGAGAGGCAAAUCUAAAUACUGUUACAGUGGACUGAGGAAGAAAGCUUUUGUUCACAUGCCUUCUCUGCCCAACCUGGACUUACAAAAGUCAGGUGACGGGGUAAGUUUACAUGAUGGCUUUUUAGCCAGGAAGUGGCUAUAAUCAUUUCAGAGCAAGUACGUGUAGAUUGUAGGGUUGGGGUCAGUUCCAUUUCAAUUCAGGAAGUAAAUUGAUAUUCCAAUUCCAAAUCUCAUUGAAAAUUAGAAUUGGAAUUUCAGUUUAGAUCUGAAUUGAAAUUGAAUUUACCCUAGUAGAUCCACCCAAACUCCAGGCAGGAUAUCAGAUCUGAAUGACUUCUUCCCCUAACUCCAGACAGGAUAUCAGAUCUGAAUGACCUCUUCCCCUAACUCCAGGCAGGAUAUCAGAUCUGAAUGACCUCUUCCCCUAACUCCAGACAGGAUAUCAGAUCUGAAUGACCUCUUCCCUAACUCUAGACAGGAUAUCAGAUCUGAGUGACCUCUUCCCUAACUUCAGACAGGAUAUCAGAUCUGAAUGACCUCUUCCCUAACUCUAGACAGGAUAUCAGAUCUGAGUGACCUCUUCCCUAACUUCAGACAGGAUAUCAGAUCUGAACGACCUCUUCCCUACUGACCCUCUUCCCUCAUCUCCCCCCAGUGUGAGUUAAUGGAGCCGUCGUCGGGCCAGUCUCCCAGUGCAGAGGAUGAGAUGCGCUCAGCGGCCUGUGGCUUGGUGUGUGAGUGGGCUCAGAAGGUCCUCAGCAGACAGUUUGAUGCCGUGGAGGACCUGGCUCGCUUCCUGCUCAACAGUCACUAUAUAGGAACCAAGUCCAUGGCUGCCCUCACCGUCAUGACUGGGGCUCCCACGGGUAGGCAUGGCUAAUGGGGAUGGUGGUAGGAAGGGUAUUGGGUGGGUGCGUGUUGAUGACAACUGUCAACAGGGGGCUCAACUGUCAACAGGGGGUGCAACUGUCAACAGGGGGCUCAACUGUCAACAGGGGGCUCAACUGUCAACAGUGGGCUCAACUGUCAACAGGGGGCUCAACUCUAGUUGAAGAUGUAAUGGUUUGGGUGCCGGAGUCAAACGCUAGUUCUGCAGAUUCAACAACUUUUUUAACAAUUCUCAGGUGUGUUGACUUUAAAAAGUAUCUGUUACUAAGAAUCUAUUUUCUCAUCUGUAUGUCUCACCAGGUCUGAAGACGCCCACGCCAACCUCUGCGUUCGUGGCCACGUCCGAGGCCUCGUCCUUCCAGCCGCAGGUGAAGACGCUGGCCUCUCCCUCGGUGGACGCCAAGCAGCAGCUCCAGAGGAAGAUCCAGAAGAAGCAGCAGGAUCAGAAGCUCCAGUCCCCCCUGCCUGGAGAGGCCCAGGGACAGAACCAGGCCAGGAGGGCCGAGGCCAGCACCCCAGGGCCAGCUAUCCCCUGUGGAAGUCCUGCUCUGCUCUCACCACAACCUACCAUUGGUAUAAUGGUGGCAGCUGUCUCCAGCCCCAUCACGGUAAGAAGGGGUUAAUAACUUCUUCUCUAGUUUUACACACCGAUGUAUGCACACACACACAGAGAUCAGACAAGAUUGAUAAUGGUUCUACACUAAGUAGUCUAAAAAUACACAGAAAUAAACCAGACAAGUGUUUUUCCAAGAAGUGUUUUGGGUUGUUAAUGCUAAUAGCCAUAAUUCCUGAUCUAACAUGUUCCACCGUGUCUGUUUUCCCCGGCAGGUCCAGAGGAGCAGACAGCUGAUGGCCUCCCCGAGCCCGGUGGGAUCCACCGAGGGGAAGGUCCUGCCAACGGUCAACUUCCAGGUGGUCACCCACACCCAGUCGCUGACCCAUAGGCAGUCCCCAAAGACGCCCCAAAACAUCUCAGCCAGCCCCGUGGGCGACCGCCUGGCCAGGCACAGGUAACAACCAUAAUAAGGAAGUGUAUACUCCACCCUCAGAACCAAAACCUAAGGUUAGGCAUAGGGGUCAAAUGAAGUAUGGUUAGGGUUAAGGUUCAGGAACAUGGGUUAAGUUGGGUAUAGUUUCAGUGGGGUUAAGGUAAGGGUUAGUGUAAUGCGUUAAUGUUCUGCUGGUUAAAUAGACACUGUCUAAUAAACAUUAAUACACACUAUAAAGCUGUAGUUUGUGUUAAUCUAUUUCCAUCUCCUGGACCCACAGGUACCCCCAGAUCCUCCCCAAGCCCUCAGCCACAGGGGCCAUCACCCUGCGUUCGCCCCCCACCCUGCUCAUCACCAACAGCCCCAUCAAGACCCACCACGUUGUCAAGAUGACCACCAUCUCCCUGGCCCCUAGCAACACUAUCAGUACCAGCAGUAACAGUAUGGUCCUCAGGCCAGCUUCAGCCUCGGCCGGGGUGGGAACCACAACCACCACCACCUUUACCACCAUCGCUGCCCUAGAGGCGGUUCAGCAACAGGGACAGAGCCAGGGAGGCCCCCCAGCCCCAGCCACACCCCAGUCCCCUGCAGUAUGGCCCGGUGCCCCAUCCUCCACCCCUACUCCCACAGUGGCCCCUGAAGUCAUCAUCACUGACAAUAACCUGGGCUCUAACUGUGAUAAACAGAGCCCCAUACAGCAGCCCCCCGGUGGGGCCAAGGGUCCAGAGAGGGCCACCAAGUACCGGGCGGCCAGUGAACCCUCGCUCCUGGUCAAAUGCUCUCCAGGACCUGACAGAGUGACCACCAGUGCAGCGAUCAAGGGGGCGGGGUCUCAGCAGGACAGCAAUAACAGCAGCAUCGCCACCACCUGUCACCAAGAAAGUACUUUGUAUCUGACUGUUGCUCCCUCGGCCAAUCAGAACGCUCCUAGUGUCAGCGGAAUGUCCUCCUCGUCGGCUGUUACCUUAUUGUCGCCUAAUGACUCCUCGUCCUGCCCGUCAGGGGUCAAGAGCCCCAGGAAGCGAACCGGCCCCGGGCUGGAUUCCUCCCACGUCAUCCCUGUGAAGCGCGUCUUCAUCUCCCAGCAGCCUUUGAGUGUGACCUUUGACCCCAAACCAUGGGUCAGCGCUGCCGUCAAGAGGGUCCCAGCUAGACCUGGCACCCCUGCCAGACCUGAGAGCGCCCCCUGUCGAGUGACGGUGAAACAACACCUAGUGCCCACGCAGAUCCUGGCGCUGUCCGACUCGCCCGUCACAAACACAGAGAUCUCCUCCCUUUCCUCCUCUCAGACUGUUGUCAGUGUGAAGCCCCAGGUCUCCUCGUUGCUGGUAGUGAAACGCGAAGAUCCGUCCUCUCUAGGACCAACACUAAGCACUGUCAGCAGUCACACCAGCAGCACUGCAGCCCCUGGUAGCACCACCACCACCACCACAGUGUCUGAGCAGCAGCAGCAGCACUCUGAGACCUCUGUCUCUGUGAUGGCAGUAGGCGCACAGCAACACUCUGAGGCCUCUGUCUCUGUGAUGGGGGACGUGAAGAGCACAAUGUGGGAGGAGUCAGCUGCAGGGCAUCUGGAGGAGCUGCAGAAACAGGCCUUCAGUCAGAAUGUGAGUCUCUAUCUGUGUUAGAAUAUCCAUACUGUAUACUACAUACUAUAAGUUCAUUUUAGUAUAAUGUAAACGAACGGUAUCUUUUCAGUUGAGCAUACUAGCGCUUAGCCUGUCUACCGGAAGUUGAUGCUGUUGCUAUGCAACUUCUUGCUAGCAUAACAAAUUAAUAGCUAGACAUCUUAUGACUUCAUUAACAAUUUCCAUUAAGAACGCACAACGACUAUACCACUUAGCUAAGAAUGACUUGAAUAAUCAAGUCAAUAGGUUGCAUUGGGUCAGUUAACAGGCAUUCGUAAAUUCAGCGCAGAAUAACUGAUGAAUUUACAAACGCUCAACAGCGGUUGAAUAUGGCCCGGUGUCAGUAAACGUCGGCAAAAAAGCGUUAUUAAAUUGUUGCCAGCAGCACAGUUACAGUCACCAAACGCUCUGGAUAACAUGAAAACAGCCUAACCAGCUCUGCUAGGGCGAGUAAAAUGGUCAGAGUGAGGUGUUUCUCUCAUGUGUGUCUGGAAGUAGCUAGCAUGUUAGCCAGUUAGCUUGGGUGCUUGACUGCGGUUGUGUUGUCAGAACGCUCGGAUCAACCCUACUGACAACGCUCUGAAUUUACGAACACACCCUUAGUAGCCAACUGACGUUAGAUAGCUAGCUAACAUAACGGUAUAUACCGCUGUAGUGAUAUGCUAUGCGGUUCGUAAGGAUAGCGUAGCUAACAAAUUGUCAGCCAACGUAACUUAUUUAAAAAGUCAUUACUUUAUUACAUUUCUUAACAUUUGUCAUAAUUAGUUAAAGCGAUGAAUUUGUAUCCGCUCUCGUCGGACUUCGGCUGCAUAUUUUCCGCCAUUUUCUUCAAAUCUGAAAACGUUGUGAGGCGACGCCCAUUUUAUGAAGAAUUGCAUUAUGGGCCCUAAAAGCACAGAAAUAGUUUCCACUGCUUGAAUACUUCGUAUUUUGGUGAACGUAGUACGACAUCCGGGAACUUUUGGCAUACUAACUAUACACAUACAGUGAGGGAAAAAAGUAUUUGAUCCCCUGCUGAUUUUGUACGUUUGCCCACUGACAAAGAAAUGAUUUGUCUAUAAUUUUAAUGGUAGGUUUAUUUGAACAGUGAGAGACAGAAUAACAACAACAAAAUCCAGAAAAACGCAUGUCAAAAAUGUUAUAAAUUGAUUUGCAUUUUAAUGAGGGAAAUAAGUAUUUGACCCCUCUGCAAAACAUGACUUAGUACUUGACCCCCUCUCAAUCAGAAAGAUUUCUGGCUCCCAGGUGUCUUUUAUAAAGGUAACGAGCUGAGAUUAGGAGCACACUCUUAAAGGGAGUGCUCCUAAUCUCAGUUUGUUACCUGUAUAAAUGACACCUGUCCACAGAAGCAAUCAAUGAAUCAGAUUCCAAACUCUCCACCAUGGCCAAGACCAAAGAGCUCUCCAAGGAUGUCAGGGAACAGAUUGUAGACCUACACAAGGCUGGAAUAGGCUACAAGACCAUCGCCAAGCAGCUUGGUGAGAAGGUGACAACAGUUGGUGCGAUUAUUCGCAAAUGGAAGAAACACAAAAUAACUGUCAAUCUCCCUCGGCCUGGGGCUCCAUGCAAGAUCUCACCUCGUGGAGUUGCAAUGAUCAUGAGAACGGUGAGGAAUCAGCCCAGAACUACAUGGGAGGAUCUUGUCAAUGAUCUCAAGGCAGUUGGGACCAUAGUCACCAAGAAAACAAUUGGUAACACACUACGCCGUGAAGGACUGAAAUCCUGCAGCGCCCGCAAGGUCCCCCUGCUCAAGAAAGCAUAUAUACAGGCCCGUCUGAAGUUUGCCAAUGAACAUCUGAAUGAUUCAGAGGAGAACUGGGUCAAAGUGUUGUGGUCAGAUGAGACCAAAAUCGAGCUCUUUGGCAUCAACUCAACUCGUCGUGUUUGGAAGAGGAGGAAUGCUGCCUAUGACCCCAAGAACACCAUCCCCACCGUCAAACAUGGAGGUGGAAACAUUAUGCUUUGGUUGUGUUUUUCUGCUAAGGGGACAGGACAACUUCACCGCAUCAAAGGGACGAUGGACGGGGCCAUGUACCGUCAAAUCUUGGGUGAGAACCUCAGCCAGGGCAUUGAAAAUGGGUCGUGGAUGGGUAUUCCAGCAUGACAAUGACCCAAAACACACGGCCAAGGCAACAAUGGAGUGGCUCAAGAAGAAGCACAUUAAGGGCCUGGAGUGGCCUAGCCAGUCUCCAGACCUUAAUACCAUAGAAAAUCUGUGGAGGGAGCUGAAGGUUCGAGUUGCCAAACGUCAGCCUCGAAACCUUAAUGACUUGGAGAAGAUCUGCAAAGAGGAGUGGGACAAAAUCCCUCCUGAGAUGUGUACAAACCUGGUGGCCAACUACAAGAAACGUCUGACCUCUGUGAUUGCCAACAAGGGUUUUGCCACCAAGUACUAAGUCAUGUUUUGCAGAGGGGUCAAAUACUUAUUUCCCUCAUUAAAAUGCAAAUCAAUUUAUAACAUUUGUGACAUGCGUUUUUCUGGAUUUUGUUGUUGUUAUUCUGUCUCUCACUGUUCAAAUAAACCUACCAUUAAAAUUAUAGACUGAUCAGAUCUUUGUCAGUGGGCAAACGUACAAAAUCAGCAGGGGAUCAAAUACUUUUUUUCCCUCACUGUACUAUAACCAAUAAGCAUACUACAUACUCAAUUUCUGUCACAAAUAGUAUGGUUAGUGAGGUUAGUAUGAGUAUUCGAACACAGCUUAUAUGUAUGUCCCUCUAUGUCUAUGUAUAAUGCAUUGCAUCAGGCUAACUGUUUUUAAUUAGUAGAGUUUCGAAAAGUUGUUAAAGUGUCAUUCCACAAUAUUAUAACACCAGAGACCUUACUGAUUAAAAUGCAAUGUAACGUUUUUAAUCAUCCUUGUAUGGUGAUGCCAAUGAAACAUUGUCCUCCUCUGAUGGUCAAUAAAGUUAUAUUCCAUUAUUGUCUAUUCUAGAUACCAGCAGACCGCAACAAGCAGCAGGCCCUGGGCUCCACCAUGGACCAACACCAACUCCCCAACAUCAUGUCCAAGACCUCAGACUCCUCUGCCCAGUUAACAGGCCUUCACCAGGAGAUGGUGGACUUUGCCUCCUCAGCCUCCCAGCACGGUUCCACCAUGGACUACUUCUCCUUUAACGAUGAUGAUAUGACCCAGGACAGCAUAGUAGAGGAACUGGUUCAGAUGGAAGAACAGAUGAAACUGAAGGGCCUGCAGCCACUGUUCAGUAGCUGUGUGGAUAAUAUCUCUCUCCAGGGCCAGCCUGGGGGCCCCCAGGGGCCCAUCAUCAACACCCACCACCAGGGGGGUAACUCCUCUUUCUACCAGUCUGCUCAUAGCAGCAUUACCCCCGUCCAGACCCCCACCCCGACCCCCACCCCUACUCCAACCCCCACGGAGAUGACUCUCGGUGGGCACGGGCUGACCAGAGGGAGCCCCUGCUGCCAUCACAGCAUGGCCCCUAUCACGCCCGUGGAGGGGCCUCUAGGAGGCCGACACACCCCUAUAAGCGCUCUGUCCAACUGUUCUAGUAGCAUACCGCCUAGCCCUGUGGAGUGCAGGAACCCGUUUGCCUUCACCCCCAUCAACUCCAGCAUGGCAGGGGGUUACCACGAUGCCUCCGUGGUGUCUGUCUCCUCCAGCCCCGUCAAGCCCAUGCAGAGGCCCAUGGCCACUCACCCAGACAAGGCUAAACUGGAGUGGAUCAACAACCGCUACAACAGUAGUGGAACUGGAGCAACUGGAGGAGUCGGAGCAGGGCCAGGGUCUGGGUUAUCCAUCUCUAACCACAGCCUUGGUGGACUCCUGCCCAGCUACCAGGAUCUAGUGGACGACCACUUCCGUAAGCCGCACGCCUUCGCUGUUCCGGGCCACAGUGGCCAGUCUUUCCAGGCCCAGUCCAGACAGCAGGACGGCGGACACUUCGCUCCCAUCUCCCCGGUGCAACAGCAGAUGACCAGCGUGUUGACCACGCCCACCAACACGCCAACCAAACAGGAUGAGAGCUUUGCUGUGCCCGCCCCUUUGGACAACAAGGGCGGAGCCUCAUCGUCAGGGGGUGGGACGUUCCGUUGCCGUAGCGUGAGCCCCGCCGUGCGCCAGAGGACCUUCAGCGGUACCGGCACAACCCCCGGCACUAGCACAACCACUCGAUUGGUCGUCUCCCCUUUCAGCUCCCCCAUGACCUCCUCCGAGAUACUCAGCUUCCUGUCCAACAGCCAAUCGGUGGGUAGUAACCUCCACAGCAUGGCCCAGCGCAGCCAAUCGGUGCCCUUAAACAUCAUGAUGCAGAGCGUUGUGGAGAUGGAGCUGCUUCCUGUAGAGAUGCAGGUCAUCCAGGGACAGAACCAGAGUAAUGCCACUAAGAUCACCAACGUCCUCCUGAGUAAGAUGGACUCUGGCGUGGAUGACACAGUCAGGGGCCUGGGCAUCAACAACUUUCCCUCCAACUACACCGCCCGCAUGAACCUCACCCAGAUGCUGGAGACCCAGUCUCAGAGCCAGGCCACCCAAGGGAGCUUCACAACCGGAGGGGGAGGAGGUAACACCCGCCAGUCCCACCCUCAGCUGCAGACCAUCAGCUCCAGCCCUGCCUCCUUCGAUCUCCAGCGGCAUGGGAGCUACCUCACCAGCGCUGGAGGAGGCGGGGGGGGGGUGAGCUUCUCCUCUGGAGACAACCAAGCACAAUCAGGUCCUGGCGAGGACGUGGACCUGGAGCUCCAGCAGAUCCAGGACCUCCAAGAGCUUCAGGAAGACUCGGGACAGCUCCAGGCCCAGACCCAGCUCCAAUCCCAGGCUAGGCUGCUCCAGAGUCCCCAUCCCCAGCUCCAGGCCGGGCUCCAGCUUCUCCGGCCCCAGUCCCAGGUACUCCUCCAGCCCACCAUCACCCAGCAGCAGGAGGAUGAGGCUCAGCAACAGCUGGACUUCAACAACACUGUUAAAGACCUGUUAGGUGACGACGGCCUCAACGUCGACGCUGAAGGCCUCAACCCCAGCUCUCAACUGGUCGGUCAGGUGGCGUCAGAGCUUAACGCCGCCGUGGCGUCCGACUUCACCAACGACAUCAGGUUGACCGCCGACCUCUCCAAUAGCAUCACUGACCUGAACACGCUGGACGCCAACCUCCUGUUCAAUCCGUCCAGUCAGCAGCAAGAACAGUACGAAGACGCCACACUGGAAGAGCUGAAGAACGACCCUCUGUUUCAGCAGAUAUGUAGUGAUACU
This is a messenger RNA of Coregonus sp. 'balchen', 12477 nucleotides long. The record is from the annotation of a GenBank genome assembly. Lineage: Eukaryota; Metazoa; Chordata; Actinopteri; Salmoniformes; Salmonidae.